UAUGCCAUACUUAGCUGUGAUGUAACCAAUAGUUGACCAACAAUGUCAAAACUAAAGUUAUCUCCUUAUGCAUCGCAGCUAUGCAAUACUCGGAUAUAUCUAGCUAGCUACAUAGCUUUUGUUAGAAAAGCGAAAGUAACUUUGUUCGCCAAAUAACGUUUCCCGGAUAGUUGAUUACGUCAACCAAAUCUGGGGUCUAUUCAUUAGUUGGAUUAUGUUGCAAAAACGUUUCGUUUCGUUGCAAAAAAAGGAAAACCGCUGGCCAGCUAGCUAGCAACAACACGUGCGAAGCUAAUCCACGGCCUUUUCCAGAAUGACAGAUGGUCCAGAAACGCCGCCUAACUAUGAGGAGCAGUUUGCCCACCGGUUCUCUCUCCAGGACCCGGAGUACCAGCAGUACGUGAGUCGCCCCGCCAACCCCCCGCCACUGGUAGAGGACUGGGGGGGGCGUGGAGGUGGAAACAACCGGGGCAGAGACAACAGAUCACAGGACCGUGGCGGGUACAGGGGCCGGGGUUGGGGAGGGGGCCGGGGUUGGGGAGGAGACAGGGACCGCGGGGGAGACAGGGACCGCGGGGGAGACAGGGACCACGGAGGGGAUAGGGACCGCGGAGGGGAUAGGGACCGGGGAGGGGAUAGGGACCGCGGAGGGGAUAGGGACCGCGGAGGAGACAGGGACAGGCGUUACGGCCAGGGUGGUGGUGGGCAUCAGUCUGGAAGAUACAACUCCUACAACCAGAGACCAUCACAUUACGACCGCUACUGAACUCCUCAUACUGUGGAGUGACCCCAUUCACAUCAC
Molecule: messenger RNA, 802 nt
Organism: Oncorhynchus tshawytscha (Chinook salmon)
Lineage: Eukaryota; Metazoa; Chordata; Actinopteri; Salmoniformes; Salmonidae
Product: RNA guanine-N7 methyltransferase activating subunit-like
Exons: 3
Coding region: 314-766 (150 amino acids)
Biological process (GO): RNA 5'-cap (guanine-N7)-methylation
Molecular function (GO): RNA binding
Source: RefSeq, a predicted model, not a curated record